AUGUUUGGCGGCUGGUUUGGGGGCAAAAAGCCUAGUCCAAAUGGAUCUGCGCUUUCGCUGAAUGCCUCGACAGAAUUGCAGGACUUGGAGGAUGCGAUCAAAGCUGCCGAGUUGAUCCUGAACGAUGAUGUUGAUGGUGCUGAAGAGGGCCUCGCCGGACGAGAUUCAGCUUUCCACCUGCUAGGAAGGGCUGUGGUGAUGUUCAUUAGGGCAACCCUCGGUUUUGAGCAAGAUGUUAUGCGCCAAGCGGCGGAUCGACUUAACGAGGCCGAAAACAGAGCAUACCAGGACCAACAACGCAUCAAAAACAAAGCACAAUCUCCAGAUAUCUACCAUUCAGAGAUCUAUGCGCCCGGUACCGAGUUUAUCCUCGUUCAGGCAAUGGCGCAACUUAUGGGCGCUGUUGUUUGUGUGCUCAACGAAAGUCUUACCGAAAGUAUAAAGGGCUUCUAUAAGUUAAGAAAAGCUUAUUUUGCGCUGGACGCAGUUUUGAAGAUGGAGGAGAAGUUCAUGCAGUCAAAGCAGGCCGGUACUGCAAACACUACUUCUUCAACUCCUUCACUAAAAGGGGCAGAAGCUUCUACCCAAUCUGUGGACGUUUCCGAAGACAUUUCCAAUCUUAGCCUUGCCGAAACUGCCAAUGGCCCGGAUUCGAGCAGCUCGAGCACAUCAGAAGUGAUCAACCACGAUCCAGAAUCCGAUAUCUUCAAAAAUCAGAUCGACGUUUUUGUGCACUCUGGAGCCAACUUUUGCUACGGUGUUCUUCUUCUGCUUAUUUCCAUGAUUCCACCCGCGUUUCAUCGGCUCCUCAGCAUCGUCGGAUUCCACGGAGACAAAGAGCGCGGUCUAAGAUUACUUUGGCAAGCUAGCAAGUUUCACAAUUUGCCAGGUGCCAUCGCGGCCUUGACUCUUCUUGGAUAUUACAACGCUUUCGUCCGUUACUGCGAUAUUAUGCCCGACGCCGUUCCCGGUAAGCACGGGGACAUUCAAGGCUAUCCUCAAGAGAGGCUCGAGGCUCUUUUGGCACGGAUGAGGGAAAGAUUCCCCAAGAGCCAGCUCUGGCUUCUUGAGGAGUCCCGCAUGAACGGUGCCAACCGCCGGCUUGAUGUGGCACUUGAGCUUCUGUGCACCAAGGAACAGAGCCCCUUGAAACAGGUUGAGGGGCUCAAGAUUUUCGAGAAGAGUUUGAACGCGUUGUACAUCCACAAGUACGAGCUGUGUUCUGAAGCGUUCGUUGAGUGUGCUGACAUCAACUCUUGGUCUCGCGCAUUAUAUUACUAUAUCGCAGGGACCUGCCACAUCAGUUUAUACAGAGAGUUCGCUGUGACUGACCCGAAAAAGGCAAAAGAGCAUGCGGACACUGCGAUUAAAUUGCUGCAUCAAGCUCCUCAAUAUGCAGGAACAAAGAAGUUCAUGGCGCGACAGCUGCCGUUCGAUGUCUUCGUCGUUCGCAAAAUCGCUAAGUGGGAGGCUCGGGCCAAAGAGUGGAAUAUACCGUUUAUAGACGCCGUGGGAGUUGAUCCUGUGGAGGAGAUGAUCUUCCUGUGGAACGGACAUAGCCGGAUGACACAGGAGCAGCUCGAAGAGUCAUUAAAGAGGCUUGCAUGGUCCGAAAGCGACGAGAACAAAACGUGGUCUCGUGAGGGAGCAGAAGAGAAGGGAAUCUAUCAGCUCCUACGUGCAGCUGUGCUGCGAUCGAUGCGGCGGCACGACGAAGCAAAGGAGAUCCUCGAGAGCUCGGUCUUCACACUGGAUCGCUCAGUAUUCAAGGGGCGCCACAAGGAUGAUUGGGUGCAUCCGGUUGCCCAUUUCGAAAUGGCGGCAAACCUAUGGAUGGAGCGUCCGACAUACAUUGCCCAGCAUGGCGGGCCAACCCCAGAGGGUGCCAAAGAGGACCCAGACAAGUUCGAGAAGGAGAGAGUACGGAAAUGCAAAGAGAACCUGCAAAAGGCCGCUCGCUGGGAGAGCUACGAGCAGGAAGCUCGCUUUGGGCUAAAGGUGACGGCGGCGCUUGAGGCUGUCACCAAGUGGGAGAGCCAGCACUCGACAAAGCUUGAGUGA
Messenger RNA from Aspergillus mulundensis, 2061 nucleotides. RefSeq names its product TTC39/IML2 family protein. The record is from RefSeq and is a predicted model, not a curated record. The transcript has 6 exons. Bases 1 to 2061 code for a protein of 686 amino acids. Lineage: Eukaryota; Fungi; Ascomycota; Eurotiomycetes; Eurotiales; Aspergillaceae. Gene Ontology annotation, cellular component: mitochondrial outer membrane; nucleus; cytosol.